Messenger RNA from Acyrthosiphon pisum (pea aphid), 3333 nucleotides. RefSeq lists its product as uncharacterized. The record is from RefSeq and is a predicted model, not a curated record. The coding region runs from base 267 to 2024 and encodes 585 amino acids. The transcript has 3 exons. NCBI's taxonomy places the organism in Eukaryota, Metazoa, Arthropoda, Insecta, Hemiptera, Aphididae.
UAAAUUAUGUUUUAGACCUUAACACAGUGAAAGUCUCGUGUGAUAGUUCAUCGUCGAAUGAUGUCGAAGCACAGUCAAAACAUACCUCAAGAUCUUUUAAUUCAAGGUCGGUCAAUUCAUGUAGGUCGAGCAAAAAAACUAGCGUUUUUAAGACGUCACUGUCUCCACGGCCACAGGCACCACCAUCAUCUUCGCCGAGGGUCCUCAAACGCAAAUCGGGCGUACAACAAUUGGCCAACAAUCGGCUAUCCAGUUCAGCUGAGGUUAUGAAGAUAACAAUUUUGGAACCAUCGCCAAGUAAUGAUCAGUGCAACUGCAGCCAGUCUGGAUAUUCGGAAUUGCCCGUCGUCAACGGCGUCACAAUCAACAAUAAUAAUAACAACGAUGAUGACAAAAACAAUCAGAAGUAUGAAGUAUUGGAAACUAUUGACUUCGCUAACCAGAAGAAGCAGCAACUGGUGUGCGUGGCUGACUCCGGAUCUUCGAUAGACAUUACAAAACCGGCCACCGUCUACGCGGAGAAGCCAGUGCAUCACGAAAGUGAUGGCCCCAUUUUAUCUGUAUCUCGUCCACCGACUCCAUCCACUGCCAAAAAGCAGCCAAUCGAGAGUCCACAGCAGAUCGAUGGUGACAAUGUUUCAUCCAUGACCUGUCCACUGACUCUGUCCAAUACCGCCGAGCAGCUAAUCGAGAGUUCGCAGCAGAUAGAAGGUGACAACGUUUCAUCCAUGUCCUGUUCACUGACUCUGUCCAAUACCGUCGAGAAGCCAAUCGAGAGUUCACAGCAGAUGGAAAGUGACAACGUUUCAUCCAUGUCCUGUCCAUUGAAUCCACCCUCUACCGUCGAACAGCAAAUCGAAAUGGUACAGCAGAUCGAAGAUGACAACAUUUCAUCCAUGCCCUGUCCAUUGAAUCCACACUUUACAGUCGAACAGCAAAUUGAGAUGGUACAGCAGAUCGAAGGUGACAACGUUUCAUCCAUGUCCUGUCCAUUGAAUCCACCCUCUACCGUCGAACAGCAAAUCGAGGUGGUACAGCAGAUCAAAGAUGACAACAUUUCAUCCAUGUCCUGUCCAUUGAAUCCACCCUCUACUGUCGAACAGCAAAUCGAAAUGGUACAGCAGAUCGAAGAUGACAACAUUUCAUCCAUGUCCUGUCCAUUGAAUCCACACUUUACAGUCGAACAGCAAAUUGAGGUGGUACAGCAGAUCGAAGGUGACAACGUUUCAUCCAUGUCCUGUCCAUUGAAUCCACCCUCUACCGUCGAACAGCAAAUCGAGGUGGUACAGCAGAUCGAAGGUGACAACGUUUUAUCUAUGUCCUGUCCACUGACUCUGUCCAAUACCGUCGAGCAGCCAAUCGAGAGUUCAAAGCAGUUCGAAUGUGACUACGUUUCAUCUAUGUCUUGUCCACUGACUAUGUCCAUUGCCGUCGAGCAGAAAAAUGAGAAUGUACAAAAGACCGACGAUGAUAUCGUUUCAUCCAUGUUCUGUCCGUUGACUCUGUCCACUACCGCCGAACAGCAGAUUGAGAGAGUACAGCAGAUCGAAGGUGCAAACGUUUCAUCCGUGUCUUGUCCGCUGAAUGUGUCCAUUGCCAUUGAGCAGCAAAUUGAGAGUGAACAGCAGAUCAAAAGCGACCCAGCCAUAUCCAUUUCCAGUCUAUUGUCUCUGUCCAUUGUAGUUGAGCAGCCGGUGGCCGUCAAAAACUCAGUGAUGACGGAAGUUGUUGUGGCCAACCACCAUACAGUUUCACCGGAAUUGUCGCCACAGUUUCCUGUUAUGACAUCAACCACUGACGACGAGAACCCGAUAGUCCAUAAAGUUGUCUCGCCGUCGCCGCAGCCCAAAGAUGGCAUCGAGUGUCCGGUUCAAUCAAAUACGGGAAUGAUGGUGCUCUCAGACAAACCGGCGAUGUCCAAGUACGAGAUGAAGAUAAAAGAAGUAGACAACAACAUAAUUUCGUACUCGAAAUCGAUACUGUGCACGGUGCUGGUCGUCGUGCUCCUUCGCGUAUUGUUCUGAUACAAAUCGCUCUAAUUUUUUUCAACUAUUGUAUUAUAAGAUUUCUAUGUCGCCCAUUUAUAAUAUAUUAUAAUAUUACUUACGUACGAGUAAAGUUUUCCACCAACCGGUUAAUCCAAGAGAUUAUCGAUUUUUAAACGUACUCGUCAUCAUUUGAACGGAUGUUUUUAAAAAUCGAUAGUCCACGGAUGACCCUCAGUAAACGUUACUCGUUCGUACUGAGUGAUGAUAAUAAUAAUUAACUUCGCAUCCUAGGGAUCAAAAUUCUUUAUUCAUAUUAUGUUAUAUAUAAAUAUAUGUGAUUUUUAUUUUUUUGUUUUACCAAUUACCUAGAGAUGAUUUAUAUUACUGUUUAGUUUAUGUCAUAAUAAUGUUUAUACAUCUUAUAGUUUACACAAUAAUUAUUAUUAUCCUAAUACUUUAGUGCUGCACGUUCAUUAUUCAACCAAAGAAAAUGAUGUUAUCGCAGCUGCAGCCAAUUUAGGCCAGUUUAAGUUAAAUUAUCGUCACUUCCCUACCUAUUAUAAUUAUAUGCCAUUCACGUGCACUAGCACUGUGGGUAUUAUUUAUUUACUAUAUUUUUUACAUUGCGAAUUAUUUUUAUUUUUAUUUGAAUUAUUGUACUAUAUUAAUUUAUAUAUUAUCAUAAUAAUUGAAAACCAAUUCUUCGUCAUAAGUAAAUGUAUUGCGUACAAAUGUUAUAAGUACAGGAUUUCAGUUUUAAAAACAAAAAAAAAAUCUUUACCAAACAUAUUAUAUGUUUGUUGUAAUUUUUUUUUUUGUAGUUAAUUUACGUGUUUCCUGUAUGUAUAACGUGAGUUUCAAAAAUAAUUUUUCACUAUACCAAUAUUGUACUACAUAUUAUUAUACUAUUUAUUUGAUUGUCAUUUAUUAAUAAAAUCACGCAGAAAUACUAAGAUAUAUUUGACGAGUUAAAUGUCCGUUGUCUAAUGAGAAUUGAUUUAUUAUAACAUUUAAAGUUAAGAAAUCUAUUUGAUGAUCAACCACAUAUUUAUUAUAUAAGCUAAAAUUAAAAGUUUGAUGUUUUACAAAACGUUUGAAUAGGUACAACCUAAAACAUGUAUCGCUUGAACAGUAAAAAUGUGUUUUAUUAAUAAUUUAUUUUUGUUUCAUAGAUAAUAUUAAUAUAUACCAAAGUAUUCUACCAAAAAAAGUCUACCUAAUCAAAUAUUACUAAACCAAUUAUUAUUGUUAUUGUAUUGGUCCUUUGUAUUUUCAGUAUUGUGAUUAUUGGGUAUAUCCCGCGCCUACGUAUAAAAAAAUAUAUUUACAUAUAAUUAAAUUAAAA